Molecule: messenger RNA, 1659 nt
Organism: Stylophora pistillata
Lineage: Eukaryota; Metazoa; Cnidaria; Anthozoa; Scleractinia; Pocilloporidae
Product: growth hormone-inducible transmembrane protein
Cellular component (GO): mitochondrial inner membrane
Source: RefSeq, a predicted model, not a curated record
ACUCAGUUCAGUUGACGCAAGUUGAAGGAGAAAUUGCAAUCUCUAGCAGAGGCCUUAGGAAUAAAUAUAAGAUGUUUACAGCGAGGUUAGCAGGUCGAUGCUCUUCAGCUUAUUACCGCAGCUUAUCGACCUUUUCUCUCCAGCAAUCGUCGAAAAGCGUAAGUCGAUUUCCAGGCAAGAGAUGCAACAGAUAUUUUCAAAACGAAACUAAGGCCUGGAGAUCGUGGGAAGGAACAACUAAGGCACCUGGUGUAACUGCUGAAACAACUGGCCGUGCAGUUGUUGGUGGGUUUGCCCUGUUUGGUGUGGGAGCCCUGUGUUAUUAUGGCUUGGGAUUGUCCAAUGAGAUGGGUGCAAUUGAUCGUGCUAUGGUAUGGCCACAGGUGGUACGUGAUCGUGUGAGGUCAACUUACUCUUAUUUUGCUGGUAGUCUGGCUGUGACAGCAGUGUCAGCAUACGCUAUAAGUCAAAGCAGAGCUGUAUUCACCUUGAUGAGGGCAAGUCCAUGGCUGGUUGUGGGUGGAGGAAUGAUUGCUACAAUAGGAAGUUCUAUCUUGUGUAUGAGUUUGCCAUAUGAAGCACGGCUGAAUGCAAAGCACAUUGCCUGGGUUGGUCACAGUGCACUUAUUGGGACCCUUAUUGCUCCUCUCAUGUUACUUGGAGGUCCAUUAGUGCUAAGGGCUGCUGCUGUGACAGGUGGUGUAGUUGGGGCCUUGUCUCUGACAGCUGCCUGUGCUCCUGAUGGGAAAUUUCUGUCAUGGGGUGGACCUUUGGCCAUUGGCCUUGGUGGUGUGUGUAUGGCGUGCCUUGGUACAUUGUUCCUCCCAGCCAGCUCUGUGGUUGCCGCUGGUCUUCAGUCUGUAGUUACCUAUGGUGGGCUUGUCAUCUUUGGAGGGUUCAUGUUGUAUGACACUCAGAAGAUCAUCAGAAAUGCAGAGACAUAUCCCUUGCAUGCUGCCAUACCAUAUGACCCCAUCAAUGCGUCUAUUGGGAUAUACAUGGACACCAUCAACAUUUUUAUUAGAAUUUUGACCAUAAUGGCUUCCUCAAACUCACGCCGAAAGUGAGUUAGACUGUAGGUGUACCAGGAGCACCAAAAGAAGUGUUCAGUACCAGCUAUGGGACAAUAUUAACCUCAAGAUGGCAUUCCAUAAUUUUUAAGGAAUGUUGCCACUCAUUGUUUUUGCAUUGAAUUCACUGAAUUCUGUUUUCUGAAGCAACAUGUUUGUUGGAAGUGCAACAGUAUUUACAAUAGAUGCUUUAUUAUGUCAGAGUUAAACUGAGUAACACCAUGUAACCAACACAAACACCUAAGAGAAGUGGAGUGUUGUUUUUGGUAUCACCAAAUUUCCUAGAGAGGCUACUGCUUUUGUUCAUUUUAUCACUGCAUUCACCUUUUGAAGCAAAUGUCAGUUGAAAGUGUAUGCUAUUGUUAUAGUUAAGAAAAGUUACAUUUGAUGUCUCCCAAGGUAUAAACAAUUUAUUGUUAAGGAAAGACACUGGGGUCAAAUCAUGCUUCAGGCUUUUGCCGUGCUUACCUUUUUUGGCUGAAAUACAUUUUCCUUUUUAAAAUUGUGUAUUUAAUGCUACUGGAUUACACUCUGAUGUUUACUUAUUAGAUUUCCAUGUAAAUAAAGAAUUAAAAUAAAUUUUAGUUUG